Molecule: messenger RNA, 1713 nt
Organism: Cryptomeria japonica (Japanese cedar)
Lineage: Eukaryota; Viridiplantae; Streptophyta; Pinopsida; Cupressales; Cupressaceae
Product: calcineurin B-like protein 4
Exons: 10
Coding region: 464-1195 (243 amino acids)
Biological process (GO): calcium-mediated signaling
Molecular function (GO): kinase binding; calcium ion binding
Source: RefSeq, a predicted model, not a curated record
AUCUUGGAACUUUACGCCGCGCUCUGUACUCCGUUCUCCAAAUUGGAUGGCCAGAAUUCGUUUUGUAGUGCUUCUUAUUUGGGCUCCCAUUUGCCAUUGCUCAUUGGAUUUGUUGCGUUGGCCUAAUUGGGUCUGGUUGAAUUGGGGAGAAGCUGGUUGCUUGGAAGUGCUUGAUCAAUUUGUAGGCGCCUCUUUUUCGGUUAAGGAAAAGAGCAAUUGCCAUCAGAUUUUAGAUCAGUGUUGGUUUUCUAUGAUUAACUUUUAGAUUCAGUCGCCUUGCUUCUGCUGCUAAUGCGCAUUCCUCUAUGAUGAUAUAUGUAUUCAUCUGACUUGAUUCAAUUCUACCUGUUGAUUCAAGCUACAUUGCUUCUGCUACCCGUGUUCAUUCUUUUACAAUGUCGAGAUAAUUAGAUGCCUCUGCAUUCAUCUGUAGCCAAAUUCUUGAUUUCUUCUAUGUAAGGAGAUGCAGAAAACAGACAGUACAGCACUUUGUCAGAAAGCAUUGGCUCUUAUUGCACCGCUUAUAGCAGCUUUGGACCAUGCGUUCGUUCUUCUUGUGGGCUGCCUUGGAUCCAAAUCAGUUAAGCAACCACCGCUGUACGAAGACCCAGUUGAUCUUGCAUCUCAGACAGUCUUUAAUGUGCAUGAAGUGGAGGCCUUGUAUGUGCUGUUCAAGAAAUUGAGCAGUUCUAUUAUUGAUGAUGGGCUUAUUCACAAGGAAGAGCUUCAGUUAGCACUCUUUAGGAAUAGCAGGAAGGAGAGCCUCUUUUCGGACAGGAUAUUUGAUCUGUUUGAUAUCAAGUGCAAUGGAGUGAUUGAGUUUGGGGAGUUUGUUCGUUCAUUGAGCGUUUUCCAUCCUAAUGCAUCUCUGGAUGAAAAGAUUCUGUUUGCAUUUAAACUGUAUGACUUGAGACAUACUGGAUAUAUUGAACGCGAGGAGGUGAAACAGAUGGUGAUAGCUCUCAUGUCUGAAUUAGAGAUGGACCUUAGUGAACAAGUUGUAGAAUCUAUAGUGGAAAAGACAUUUUCUUUUGUAGAUACAAAGGGUGACGGCAAAAUUGAUCUCCAAGAAUGGAAGGAAUUUGUGAUACAAAAUCCACCCAUAAUGAAGAAUAUGACUCUCCCCUACUUGAGGAGAGGAGGAGCAUUUAUAAAUUUCAAUGUCCAUUCUCAUACAUUUCAUUUGGCAAUAUAGUGGGCUGGGUACGGUCAAGCGAUGCCUUGACCAGCCAUGUCUUUUGGACAUGGCCAAUCAAGGCAUCACUUGAUCGUGCCCCCUCACGAUAAUGGUGCAUGGCGUUUUAUUUACCAACCGGUGCAUAGUAAAACACCUGAUAAUUAUCGGUGGUGCAUGGUUAUAUUAACACCCGAUAUAAUUAUUGGUGGUGCAUGGUUAUAUUAACAUUAUCUCUUACACUUGAUAUAAUCGGUGUAUGCCAAACGAUGUUAUACUUACACUAUCCUUAACACCCGAUAUAAUCGGUGUGAACAUGUAAUAUCCCUUGGCUAAUCUGACCCUGUUUUGCUUAUUUGAACACCAAGGAAUAUUGUCAAACACUUGGCAUACAAUGUUUGAAGCCGCUGUAGUGAAUUCUUUAUUUGUCUUCUUUGGGUUUGUAGGUUGCAAAUGAAGUUAUGGAAAGCUUCUAACAAUGCAAAGUUGUUAUAGAAAUGAUAUACUAGCUGUUUUAGACCUUUCCACACAUAUGUAAU